GACACGAACACGAAAACACGUCUCAGCUGUAGCUCAUGGGAGAAGGUCGGAAAAACUUUACACGCCGUCUGAUCCAGUUGAACUGUGUGCAUUGUAUUUAUCUGUAUACCCUGUAUUUAUCCAGAGAGUCUCAGCAUUGAGGCGAUCGGCAGGAAAACCAAACGGAUGCGUGAUGAAAGGGAGAAAAAAGCGGGAUCUAAUGUAGAUUUACAAACUCGCGGAAAUUUGACAAGGAAUCCGAUACUUACUCUGUUCAAGUGGGUUACAUGUUGCUCCUGGUGACUGGAUUUCACACAAUUCCCCGGGAAUUGUGAAACCUGCUCCUGUUGUGUUUGAAGGCUUGUUAACGCUGUAACUCAAGUACUACAGUAACGGAAGUGCCAUGGGGAUCCAUCUAUACUUUUUCAUCUGCAUCUUCAUCGUUGCUGUCGUUGCAACAGAAGAUCUACAAGCCUUAACGCAAGCUCAGAACAAAACUCUGCCUCGUAUUAUUGGCUGCUAUUCCCGUGAACUCAUAACGUUCCGAUGCCACUGGGAUGUUGGAACUUUCUGGAAUCUGACGGAGCCGGGCGACCUGAGACUGUUCUACAUGCUGAAGGAACUGAAGAGUGAUGGCAAAUGGCAGGAGUGUCCAAACUACAGCACGACAGUGGAAAAUGAGUGCUACUUUGAUGCCAAACAUACAGUUAUCUGGUCACAUUAUUUCAUCCAGCUGCGCUCACGAACCAACAUUGUUUAUGAUGAAAUGUUCUUUUCAGUGGAAGCAAUUGUAUUUCCAGACCCACCUGAAGUGCUGAACUGGACUUUGUUGAGUGUGGGCCCAACUGGACUGUUCUGCGAUGUGAUGGUGAACUGGGACAUGCCCCCUUCAGCAGCAGACAAUGUGAAGAUUGGAUGGAUGACGCUUUGGUAUGAGACCCAGUACAGAGAGACAGGCUCUGAGCAGUGGAAAUCUAUUGAAAAUGGCAAGGACAUGCAGGCAAACAUCUACGGCCUUCGCACAAACACAGAGUAUGAAGUCAGGGUGAGGUCCAAAAUGAGGGGCUACACCUACGGGAAUUUUGGUGACUCCAUCUUCAUACUUGUUUCCAACAAAGGCCCAAGAGUCCCCAUAUCUGCAGUGUUUAUUCUUAUGGCUACUGCUAUUGGAAUCAUGCUGAUCCUGAUUGUGGUGUCACGUAAACAGAAGCUAAUGGUGAUUCUGCUACCACCUGUUCCUGGACCAAAAAUUAAAGGAAUUGAUCCAGUCCUCCUACAGAAGGGUCAGCUAACUGAGUUCACCUCUGUCCUGGGUGCUCACCCAGACCUGCGUCGAGAGCUGUGCAGUAAUGACCCAUGGGUGGAGUUCAUACAGGUGGACAUUGACGAACCGACCGAGACAAUGGAUGGCUUGGACACACCACUCCUCUUCAGUGAGUCCCAUGUCUCUGACUCCCCUCCGACAUCCAACGUGUUCCAGGAUGAUGACUCAGGACGGGCAAGCUGCUGCGACCCUGAUCUCUCUGAUCAUGAUCACCAUGAUACUCAACACCCCUCAGUCAGUGUCCAAGAUGGCUUUCACACUUUGAUCCCUCCUGCUAAUAUGCAACCUGUGGUUUCUCCUGCUCAGGAGCCUGCAUGGCAGAAUUCCAUUUACUCUCAGGUGGCUGAAGUCAUGCUGUUUGGUGAGACAAUGUUGUGCCCAGAGCAGAACAUGACUGAUGACUGCAGUAUUCAAGAUAAAGCUACCAAAUAUAAAGAAAAAAAGCCCUGCUUUAUGGUGACCCUCAAUGAAAGAGGUUACAGUGUCAGUCAGCCAAGCUCAUGCACUGCAGACCCUGGCUCAGAAAGCAACAGUACUCCACAAUCGUGUCAGAACACCAGUGCAAAACCAGAGGUGACACACGUCUCUGCUUUUCCUAUCCUCACUAUGCCGACUCCUCCAGAAUACACCAUGGUGGAUGAAGUGGGCUGGAAAGAUAGCCUUCUUUUGAAGACAAGCAGCGCAGCAGCUUCUAUUGUAGCCGUGCCAAAAUCUGGACCUACUCCUGAGGGAUAUUUGACUCCUGACCUACUAUACAGCAUUACUCCAAAUAAGUAGUGCCAAAAAUGUACUGAGGUGGGAUUUGGAGAUUAACUGGAUUAACAAUAAAACAUUUUGCAUAUCAUUAUCCAACACCAAACAAGACUGAGCUAAACAUUUGGAAGCCAAGCAGAUUUCUUAUUGACUGGUCUUUAUAUUACUGAAACAUAAUAGGAUGGACUUGGACUAGAUUCAAUUUAUUGACUGAAAUUACAUGACCUAUUUUAUUUUCUGAGCUGUAUAAAUAGUACAAAUCAUAACUGAUUACUGUUUACCACUUUAAGAGCUGAUGCCUUUUUCUAAUGGUAUACUUUAUCUACAUGGAUUUGUAUUUGUAAAAUCUUGUGGAUUGAUUAAUGAACUUUUACAUUUAUAAGGAACCUGCUAAUUUGUUUACAUACAAUAAUUCUGAUGUUUAAAAGUAGCAAGCAUAAGCUAAUUUCUGCUAAAGUGCACUUGUAAGUCCAAAGCUCUGUCUUUUAAAACCCAGAGCAGUAUGUACCCAGGAUACAACUCAAAUGCCUCCUCUUAUUGCGCUACUUUAGUUGUGGUUUUCUGUUAUGUGGCUUUCCUUAGCAAGUUUGUAACAAAUGUCAAAAGAUAUGACCCUCUUGGUGGCUUGUAAAAUUAUAUAUAAUAAGAUAUACAGUGCCUUGUAAAAGUAUUCAUACUCACUGUACUUUUACACAUUGUCAUGUUACAACCACAAACAAGACUGUAUUUUAUUGGGAUUUGAUGUGAUCGAGCAACACAUUAUGGCACAUAAUUGUGAAGUGGAAGGAAAAUGAUACAUUUCUUUCAAAUAAAUAUCUGAAAAGUGUGGUGUACAUUUGUAUUCAGCCCCCUUUACUCCAGUAGAAACAACUGCCUUCAGAAGUCACCUUAUUAGUAAAUAAUGUCCAACUGUGUGUAUUUUAAUCUCAGUAUAAACACUGUUUAUACUGAAGCCUUUGGCGGUUUGAUAGAGAACAUUAAUGAGCAAACGGCAUCAUGAAGACCAAGGAACACACCAGACAGGUCAGAGAUAAAGUUGUGGAGGUUUAAGCAAGGUUAGUUAAUAAAUAAAUAUCCCAAGCCUUGAACAUUUUAUGGAGCACGGUACAAUCCAUCAUCCGAAAAUGGAAAGAGUAUGGCACAACUGCAAACCUAAUAAGACAUGGCCGUCCAGCUAAUUUGACAGACUGGGCAAGGGGAUGAUUAAUCAGAGAAGCAGUCAAGAGGCCAAUGGUAACUCUGGAGAUCCACAGCCCAGGUGGGAGAAUCUGUACACAGAACAACUAUUAGUCAUGCACUCCACACAUCUGGCCUUAAUGGAAGAGUGGCAAGAAGAAAGCCAUUGUUGAAUGAAAGCCAUAAGAAUUUGCAGUUUGCAAAUGUGGAAGAAGGUGCGCUGGUCAGAUGUGAACAAGAUUUAACUUUUACACCUAAAUGCACAACACGUGUGGCGAAAACCUAACACAGCACAUCAACCUGAAUACACCAUCCCUACUGUGAAACAUAAUGGUGGCAGCAUCGUUUAUCUUCAGCAGGGAUAGGGAAGCUGGUCAGAGUUGAUGAAAACCUGUUUGAGUCUGGAAAAGACUUUAGACUGUGGCAGAGGUUCACCUUCCAGCAAGACAAUGACCCUAAACAUACAGCCAGAGCUACGAUUAAAUGGUUUAGAUCAGAGCAUAUUCAAGUGUUAGAAUGGCCCAGUCAAAGUCCAGACCUAAAUCCUUCAAAAUCACUGAUCACAGACAGUUUUUUUUAUCCAAUCGGACCGAGCCUGAGCUAUUUUGCAAAGAAUAAUGGGCAAAAAUUUCACUCUAGAUGUGCAAAGCUCGUAGACAUACCACAAUAUGUGAAUAAGGGCUGAAUACAAAUGCAUGCCACACUUUUCAGAUAAUUAUCUGUAA
Tachysurus fulvidraco (yellow catfish) is the source of this 3957-nucleotide messenger RNA. It is a transcript of the gene ghrb, whose product is annotated as growth hormone receptor b. Gene Ontology annotation, molecular function: cytokine receptor activity; protein binding. Bases 383 to 2080 code for a protein of 565 amino acids. The record is from RefSeq and is a predicted model, not a curated record. The transcript is spliced from 9 exons. Gene Ontology annotation, cellular component: external side of plasma membrane. NCBI's taxonomy places the organism in Eukaryota, Metazoa, Chordata, Actinopteri, Siluriformes, Bagridae. Gene Ontology annotation, biological process: cytokine-mediated signaling pathway.